AUGCCCAACUCGAAUGCCUCAUCCCGAAGUCCUUCCGUCGUCGCACUGUCUCGCUCAACCUCCAUGAGCGCCAUGCUGGCGAGCACCGCCAGUAUGCAGCACACUGCAGGGCCGGCCUCGCCCAGUUUCUCCGAGGACUUGUCGCGAUUCCCUUCCGAGUCCCUACACUCGUUUUCCUUUGCUCAUCAGUCCGAGGAAUUUAUACAUAAUAGGCAGACUGUAUUGAAACGUUCCAUGGACUUUAUGAAAGAUCGAAUGGGUUGGCCCAUGAGCUCGACGCAGGCUGGACUCGCGAGCGCCCACGCUCGUGUCACAGGCGAUGUCGAUACCCAAAACAUGCUGGAGCUCCUUGCGAGGGCACAGCUUAUUGGGGCUGGAAACUUGCCGAACCCGGAUCCAGCAGCAGUCACAGCUGCACCACUGACUGGACCAGCCGAUGUGACCGGUGAAAACAUUUUCGAGAAGCAAUUCAUGCCACCGCUUUCACGAACCAGCACCACGGCAUCUGAUUCUGCUUCGCCAUUCACCGCGCAGAUUCAGGCCCCGAAAUCGCCCCUCGUUCGAUUUCAAACGUCUGAUGGCGCUAGCGUAGAGAGCCUCCCCGCAGUUCCAGAGCUGGAACACGAAGCCUUGACUUCAAUUGGGGACGACGAGAGGCUGGAUGACGAAGAAUUAGACCCAAGGGCGAAGCCCACCUCCCGGCCUAUAAGUUUGAAGCGCACAAUGACUGAUACCCUUGGCAUUGCCUUGCAAGAUAAGCUCAUGGAUACCAUGGCACAGCCAUUCUUGGCAGGCCAGCCAAUGUAUGAAGAGCCAAUUACUUCGCCAACAACAACAACAGCCUACACUGGGCCGCCUACAAAGACUUUCCCAAGUGCGCUGAGUCCCACUCCCCAUGGUCAUACAAACCGAUGGGUGCCGGCCGCUCAAGCCAUUUUUACCACCGAGGCUAAACCACCAUGGACCAUCAUUGCAGCCAACGAUUUGGCCUGCCUUGUGUUUGGUGUCACAAAAGCUGAAGUGCGUAAAAUGGGCAUUUUGGAGGUGGUUCAGGAAGAACGACGGGCCUGGUUGGAACGAAAACUCUUGCGAACUGACGAAGAAUCUGAAGAUGAUGUCAAAGAAGGAACAGUGCGCGAGAGCCCGGCGUCUUCUGUAGCCUCGACGCUGCUUGGGGGCCGUUCAGGCGGGAUCACAGCACAGCUUCUGAGCAAACCAAAUUCACGCUCACAGCCAUCCAAAUACGUACAAAGACGAGCGCAGACUGUGCACAGUGGUGACCCUAAUCCACCGACGACUAGAGGCACUGGACAGCAUCGCAGCAAUCUCUCAAGAGGCGUCCUCCUGUGCGGCGAUGUUGUUCCAAUACAGAAAAGGAACGGGGCGACCGGCUCUGCAAGCUUAUGGGUGAAGGAAAAACGAAUUGGUUUGAUAUGGGUUUUGGAGGAGAUUCAUGAGGAUGUUUCAUACGUGACAAUAGAUGAGGAAGGCUCCGUAAAGAGCAUUUCGGGAGCAUCCGACACCAUAUGGGGAUCUCAGGCUACGGGGUCUGACUUUGACGUGGCAAGACUAAUACCGCGAAUUCCUCGGCAAGGCAUUGAUCCCACUAUUGGUGAGAUUGACUUUGCCCAAAUUGCAAGGAGGAAGUACUUCACCUGCCCCAACGCCCAUCAAAUUAACAUUCCCUGCAGUGUAGAGCAAGUACGCGGCAAACUUGAGCUGCGUGUGUCAACCUUCCCUCACAUGGCCGGUAUUAUUGUUGUUGACCCUGUUUCACUCAAAAUCCGGAGCUCCAAUUCUGUCUUUUGUGCUGCCCUAUUUGGCUAUGAGAAACCUGAUGGACUGCCCAUUGACUCUCUUAUUCCUGAUUUUGAUAAGAUACUCGACAUAUUAACACAGGAGGACGGUCUGCAGAUGCUGGACGGAAUGGUCGUCCCUGAGGCAAGGUUUCGAAGGGCCUCGGCUUUUCUGGCUCUCAAGGAGCACCGUCCUGAUGCCGCAGCACGAUUCCUUCAGCCGGAUGGCCUGCCUGCGAGACAUCGCGAUGGGUCUGACUUGAAAAUUGACGUUCAGAUGCGUGUUGUGGAGAGUGAAAAGCAGACAAAUAUCGCCGAAGAGACUGUCCAUGAAGAAAGCGAUGAGGAUGAGGCAAACAGUGGCGAUGAGUCUUUCCCGGUCUCUCACAAAGAGAUGGUAUUUGCCUUGUGGAUCACGUAUUCACGGCACCUACAUGCCCAUGCUCGCCUGAGUGUUGACUCGCCUGCAACGUCGGGAACUACCACACCCCUCCACCAACCAUCCCCAGGACAAACACCUCCCGUACACACUCCCAUGGAAAUCGCUUCAGAUGACGACUCUCCACCGAAGAAGGAAGAACGAGUGGCGACGACGCUAUCGAGGCAACUCAGGGACGUGGCUCUGAACGCAGCAGCGAAGCUUACGAGACAGCCGAAACCAACAGAAGUUAGCACCAGCGGAAGCUCGUCUCCGGCCAGGGCCGCCGAGCCUGCUCGAAAAACGACCAUUCGUGACUAUUCCAUUCUCGAGGACAUGGGCCAAGGUGCCUACGGGCAGGUUAAGUUGGCUCGUCAUAAAACAUCAGGCAAGAAAGUCGUGUUGAAGUAUGUCACAAAACGGCGUAUCCUGGUUGAUACAUGGACAAGAGACCGAAAAUUGGGAACUGUCCCCUUGGAAAUCCAUGUGCUGGAUUACCUUCGGAAACCUGAAUUCAGGCACCCCAACAUUGUAGAAAUGGAGGGAUUCUUCGAAGACGAUAUCAACUACUAUAUUGAAAUGGCUCCUCAUGGACUUCCUGGCAUGGACUUGUUCGAUUACAUUGAACUUCGUGCGAACAUGCAAGAGCCAGAAUGUCGAAGCAUAUUUGUUCAGGUGGCUAAGGCAGUUCACUUUCUGCACGCAAAGGCGUUAGUUGUACAUCGCGAUAUCAAAGACGAGAAUGUUAUUCUGGAUGGAGAGGGCAACAUUAAGCUGAUUGACUUCGGAAGCGCGGCAUACAUCAAGAGCGGGCCCUUCGACGUCUUCGUGGGUACUAUUGAUUAUGCCGCUCCAGAGGUAUUGGCAGGCAAACCUUACGGUGGCAAAGAGCAAGACGUCUGGGCAUUGGGCAUUCUCCUGUACACGAUUGUAUACAAGGAGAACCCGUUCUACAGCAUCGAUGAGAUCAUGGACAGAGAUUUGAGAGUUCCAUUCACUAUGAGCGAGGAGAGUAUCGAUCUUGUUCGCCGCAUGCUCAACCGCGAUGUCGAAGAGCGCUACGGCAUUCUCCAGGUGAUAAACCACCCGUGGUGUAAGGCUAUUGAUUGA
Metarhizium brunneum ARSEF 3297 is the source of this 3324-nucleotide messenger RNA. RefSeq names its product Serine/threonine-protein kinase ppk6 (gene ppk6). The record is from RefSeq and is a predicted model, not a curated record. Gene Ontology annotation, biological process: intracellular signal transduction; protein phosphorylation; negative regulation of glycogen biosynthetic process. NCBI's taxonomy places the organism in Eukaryota, Fungi, Ascomycota, Sordariomycetes, Hypocreales, Clavicipitaceae. Gene Ontology annotation, cellular component: cytosol; cytoplasm; nucleus. Gene Ontology annotation, molecular function: protein serine/threonine kinase activity; ATP binding.